Molecule: messenger RNA, 2505 nt
Organism: Periophthalmus magnuspinnatus
Lineage: Eukaryota; Metazoa; Chordata; Actinopteri; Gobiiformes; Gobiidae
Product: taste receptor type 1 member 1
Exons: 6
Coding region: 1-2505 (834 amino acids)
Biological process (GO): G protein-coupled receptor signaling pathway
Cellular component (GO): membrane
Molecular function (GO): G protein-coupled receptor activity
Source: RefSeq, a predicted model, not a curated record
AUGUGGGUCCCAGAGAUCCUGGCACUGUUCUGGUUCCUGGUCCAGUUCACAAAUGCAGAGUUGGACUAUGUCUCUAAUAAACAGGGCUUGUAUCUGAGAGGAGACCAUAGCCUUGCAGGGUUGUUUCCUCUCUUUAAAACCGACGAUGACAGUAAUGGUCAGCCAGCUUUGGAGCCAUGCAACAAAGGGAAACCGAACAAACAUGGCUUCCACUUGAUGCAGGCCAUGCGCUUCACUGUGGAGCAGAUCAACAAUAGCUCCCUGCUCCCCGGAGUGACGCUCGGAUACCAGAUCUAUGACAUCUGCUCCAUCUCCGCAAGCAUCCUGGCCACGCUGGACUUGCUUGUGCACCAACAGGGAGGAGGCGAGGCAGAGGUGAACCAGAAGGGGAGCAGGGAGUUUGUGGCUGUCAUAGGACCGGACAGCAGCAGCAACAGUUUCACUCCAGCCGCUCUUCUGGGGGCAUAUCUCAUGCCACAGAUCUCUUACGAAGCUUCAAACGAAUUACUCAGUGACAAGAACCUGUACCCAUCCUUCUUCCGAACCAUUCCCAGUGACAAAAACCAAGUGACGGCCAUGAUCCAGAUUUUGAUCCGCUUCAACUGGACAUGGAUUGCUCUUCUGGGAAGCGACAAUGAUUACGGUUUACAGGGAAUGCAGAGUUUAGCCAAACAAGCUCCUUCCCAUGGCAUCUGCAUAGCUUAUCAGGGUAUCAUUCCAUCUGCUUCGGACAAAACAGCGCAACAGAUGAGAAACAUGGUGGACAGUAUACUCACGACUAAAGUUAACACAAUAGUGGCAUUUUCAAGUAAGAGUAAAUUGAGUGGGUUUGUGCCGUACGUUAUCGAGAAAAAUCUAACCAAUAAAGUGUGGUUAGGAACUGAAGAUUGGUCAGUGGCUACUCUAAUUUCAACCAUAUCAGGAGUCCAGAAGAUUGGGACAGUGAUAGGAAUAUCUGUAAAAAAUGCAGAUGUACAAGGGUUUGCUGAAUUUGAGAAGAGAGAUGUAGAGAAGUCCAUGCAAUACAAUGGAAGUAAAGAUGGUGAGAGUUCAGAAAAUGUGUGUCUGCAAAGCACUGAUCUGUAUAGUAUGGCCAUAAAUAACUAUUCACUGGAGACAUAUGACCUGACCUCUUCAUUUAACGUGUACAAAGCGGUGUACGCAGUGGCCCACGCACUUCAUACGCUGCUAAAGUGUGAUUCAAAAAACUGCAGCAACAGGACAGUGCAGCCCUGGGAGCUUCUUCCCUGGUUGAAAAGGGUGCGAUUCUCUGUAGACAACACUUCAGUUUAUUUUGAUCACAAUGGGGACCCGCCCACAGGAUAUGACAUAGUGACUUGGAUCUGGAGGGGCAAUGCGUGGUCACUGAGACUGCUGGGAUCUUUCAGUCCAGACCCCAUCUCACUGACCAUAAAUGAAGAUCUCAUUGAGUGGCAUAACACUGAAGCAGUUGACAAAGUGCCAUUGUCAAUCUGCUCUACCCCCUGUCCCACUGGACACAAGAAGAUCUUGACUGGACAACACAGCUGCUGUUUUGACUGCCAGGCCUGUCCUGCUGCCCACUUCCUCAAUAUAUCUGAUCCUACUGAUUGUCAGCCAUGUCCUGCUGUGAAAUGGGCCCCUGAGAAAAGUGAGCAUUGCUUGGACCGAACAGUGUUACUCCUGUCUUGGGAUGACCCUCUGGCAAUCGCCCUUCUCUUCUUCAUGGCCUGCUGUCUCUUCAUGACAAUCAGCUCCGCCAUCAUCCUGCUGCUCCACAUCACUACACCGGUCGCCAAAUCCGCCGGUGGUCGAACGUGCCUCCUUAUGCUCGCCGCUCUGACUUUAGCAGCUCUGAGUUCAUUGUGCCACUUCGGACACCCUUCUCAGUUGGGAUGUUUGCUAAAACACCCUUUAUUUAUAUUCAGUUUUACUGUGUGCUUAGCUGCCAUUACCGUUCGCGCCUUCCAAGUGGUUUGCAUUUUUAAAUUUGCUUCUAAGCUCCCUCCUACUUAUGACAGGUGGGCCAAAAACAAUGGGCCAGAAUGGACUAUUUUCAUUGUAUCUUUUGCAAUCCUUGUCAUUUCUAUUUUGCGAGUUGGUGUAGACCCACCAAAGCCAUCUAAAGAUUUUGCAUUUUACUACCAUAGCAUAGUCCUGGAGUGUAGCAAUACCUUAUCCAUUGGAUCAGUAGUGGAGGUUGCUUAUGUCUCGAUACUUAGUAUGCUAUGUUUUUUCUUCAGCUACCUAGGUAAAGACCUUCCAGCCAAUUACAACGAGGCUAAGUGUGUAACCUUUAGCUUGAUGGUGUAUAUGAUAUCCUGGAUUAGCUUCUUUACACUGCAUUUGAUUAGCAGGGGUCCGUUCACAAUGGCCGCCCACGUCUUUGCGAUUCUAUUCAGCGUUUUGGCUUUUUAUGGCGGUUACUUCCUUCCUAAAAUCUAUAUUAUUGUUUUAAAACCAGAGCUGAACACCACUGCCCACUUCCAGAAUUGUAUCCAAAUGUACACCAUGAGCAAACAAUGA